GAUGAAGGGACUAGGUGGAACACACUCAGCGCCAGCCUCGGCCAAUCACCCCGCCUCCGAGGCUCCUGCAUUCCCCCCUAGGAUCCCAGAUUGAGGUGGAGAUACACCCAAGCACCGGGAGAAUGCAGAAGACGCAGGUCUAGCAGUUCAUAAGUUAAGGUGCACUACUUUGAAGGAAGUAUGAAUAAUCAUUGAAUUAGGAGCUAACUUACAAAAUGUCGCUCUCAGGAUGAUGACACACUGAUAGCAAUAUCUGGAUGCUACAGGCAGGCAGCCAGGCAGUGAUCAGGAGGAAUAAGAAGCACAAUGGCACCUGGAGGCUUUGUGGAUUGGAGGGGAAACACCAUCAAUAAAGAGGUGCAUGGUGGAGUCAGAGCAGCAUGGUUUUUGUAUGUUCUAACUGUGGUAUCCAACAUGGCUAUUAUCCCAAACCUGCUGAAUUUGGUUAGUUAUCUCCAUGGAACAAUGCAUAUGGGGGUCUCGGGCUCUGCAACUACAACCACUAAUGUUUUUGGUGCCACAUCCGGGUUUGCACUGAUAGGAGCUUUCCUCUCUGACUCCUACAUUACUCGCUCUAGAACAAUGCUCCUUUUUGGUCCAUUUAUGUUUCUGGGAUAUGGAUUACUCGCACUGCAAGCCUACCUUCCCUCACUCCAUCCACCACCUUGCAACAUUGAAACAGAGCUAAACAACUGCAAAGAGGUCCAUGGAUGGAAUGCUACAUUAUUGUAUACAGCCUUGUAUAUGAGUGCAUUUGGUGAUGGUUUUAUCCGUGUUUGCUUGCCCUCCCUCGGAGCCGACCAAUUUGACCAUGAAGAUCCCUCUGAGUCCCGCCAACGGUCCAGCUUCUUUAACUGGUAUACCUUCGGAAUCUCCUCUGGAGGUUUUGUAGGGCUGAUUUUCAUAGUGUGGCUCGAGAACUACAAAGGGUGGGAUAUUGGACUCGGGGUGUGUGCCAUCUUAAUUUUGCUUGGAUUGCUCGUAGUUGCUGCUGGUCUCCCUUUCUACCGUAACCAACUACCAGAAGGAAGUCCUCUAACUCGAAUACUGCAGGUUCUUGUGGUUGCAUUUAGGAACAGGAAGCUGGAACUUCCCGAGAAACUGGAAGAAGAACAGAAAAGCUGUACUGGGACAAGGACAUGUUCUGUUGACGCACUCUCUCAAACAGAUACUCUGAAAUUCCUCAAUAAAGCUUGCAUCAACCGUGGCAAAAAUGGAGACUGGUCAGUUUGUAGUGUGGCGAAGGUGGAGGAUACGAAGAUUGUGCUGCGUGUGCUUCCUCUCUUCAUCAGCUCCAUGAUCAGUUAUAUAUCAAACGUUAUCCUCUUUACAUUCACUGUCCAGCAAGGUGGCAUGACGAACACCAGGCUUGGCAAGAUUCAUGUUUCUCCUGCGACACUCUUUAUCAUCCCCACCACAUUCCAAUUGAUAAUGCUAGCUGUCUAUGACCAGUUCAUUGUGCCAUUCUUGCGUAGACGCACCGGCUAUGUUGGCGGAGUCACUCAUUUGCAGCGCAUCGGCAUAGGCUUCGCCUCCAUGUUACUUGCGUCAGUCAUCGCAGCGAUUGUUGAGAAGAAGAGAAAGGAAGCUGUGGUGCAGAUGUCCCUGUUCUGGCUUGCACCUCAGUUCUUCCUGCUUGGCGUGGCAGAUGUGACGUCAUUCACCGGGCUCCUUGAGUUCUUCAACAGUGAGGCGCCACGAGGCAUGAAGUCUAUUGCCACUGCAUUGUUCUGGUGUGAGCUGGGGCUCGCAUCAUUGAUGGCCACAUUGCUAGUGGAAAUUGUAAACAGCGCCACAAGGCACGGGCACCAGGGAGGCUGGCUCGAGGGUACAACCUUGAACAGCAGCCAUCUUGACCUGUUCUAUUGGGUUGUGGCUGUUCUCGGAUUGCUUGGCUUCUUCAACUACCUGUACUGGGCUAAGAAGUAUAUGUACCAGCACAAUCCACACAUCGUUGAGAUGGCUGCCGAUCAGGAUCCACUUUGAGAUGAUGCAUAUCUGUUGUUCUUAUUUCAGUAAAAAGGAGGAAGAUGUCUGAUUCACCAGGACAUGGAUAGUCCAGUUUGCAAAACAAUGUAUAAGCCUGUACGAGUGUUCUGCUCUCACGUGCUUAUUGGUUGGGUUAAUCCUGUAUACUCCAUUUGUAAAAUCGCGAAAAGAAAUUGAUUUUGCCAUAACACUGUCUAGCCUGGAUAGUUCUUGGCAGACUAACAUCCAAGGUGCAAAUUUGUCACAUGUCUAAACAAUCAAGUUGUCA
Molecule: messenger RNA, 2257 nt
Organism: Lolium rigidum
Lineage: Eukaryota; Viridiplantae; Streptophyta; Magnoliopsida; Poales; Poaceae
Product: protein NRT1/ PTR FAMILY 4.5-like
Exons: 7
Coding region: 307-1986 (559 amino acids)
Biological process (GO): transmembrane transport
Cellular component (GO): membrane
Molecular function (GO): transmembrane transporter activity
Source: RefSeq, a predicted model, not a curated record